AACAGCUGACGCACAAAAAUAAACUUAUGGGCGAGUGUGGAAACAGUAUCUGUGUAGCCAAACGUGUAUAAAUUGUGUUAUAAAAGUUAUAUUAAAUUAUAACUAAGUGUUUUUACUAAUAACUAAUCAAAAUGGCGACGAUUAAUCGUCUUCUUCGUGGUAUGCAAACCAUAACAAUAAAUUGCAAUCGUCAAUCGCGGUUGUUCAGCAACAGUAGCAAUGAAUUCCGUGGAUUUAAGGGUUUUAAAUACAGCAGGAAUGUUACACCUAUUCAAGUGCUCUCUGCAGUGGGUGGUACCCUAGCAAUUUAUACUCUGUACGAGUGUAGAAAGAAUCAAGGUGUUGAAGCUGCAGCACAAGCAAAAGUAGAACCUAAAGUAGUAAAAUUGACAAUGCGUGAACGCCGUUUCAUCCGUUUUGCAUCAGUGGAAUAUCACGCGCAAAUCUACAUGACCCCACAGGACUUUCUUGAGUCUGUAAUUGAAGCAGAUCCAAGACCUCGAUUAAAGAGGAGAAUGCUUACCGACGAAGACAUCGAAGCUGUCAAAUCGAAAACCCCCGGAUUAAAAGAGGGCUCAUCCAGAUUCUUCCGCAAUUUAAGCGAUAAAGGAAUCAUUUCUUAUACAGAAUAUUUAUUUUUACUAUCAGUUCUGACUAAACCACAAUCUGGGUUUCGAAUUGCUUUUAACAUGUUUGACACGGAUGGCAACGAAAAAGUGGACAAAAAUGAAUUUUUAGUGGUUCGUACAUUGUUGGCGGGCAAACGAAAAGAUAGAAACGAUAUAGAUAUGCGAGAAAUGGAGAAGAUAUUCAGUCAUGCCUGGAAAGGUAAACGUGGAAUGCAAAUGGCGGAAGGCCUAGACAUGAAAUUGCCUAUUCAAGAGGCAUAUGUUGAUGAUGAAGAAGGUUUACAACGAAGACACACAGUCGACACAACUUUACUAGUACAUUUCUUUGGUCCAAAAGGCAAUAAUCAAUUGAACUUUGAAAACUUUCGACAGUUUAUGCUCUCGUUACAAAAAGAAGUCUUGGAACUGGAGUUUAAUGAGUUUUCCAAAGGAUUACCGACAAUUUCUGAAGUAGAUUUCGCUAAAAUCUUACUGCGUUAUACUUAUCUUGACACAGAUGACUACGAUAAUUAUAUUGAUCGAUUAUUGGAUCGUAUAAAGGACACCAGAGGUAUUACCUUUGAAGAGUUUCAUGUUUUCUGUCAGUUUUUGAAUAAUCUGGACGAUUUCAACAUUGCUAUGAGGAUGUACACGUUGGCUGAUCAUCCAAUAUCAAAAGAUGAAUUUAGAAGAGCUGUGAAGAUUUGCACCGGAACUAACCUAAGUAUCCAUCUUGUAAACACUGUGUUUUCUAUUUUUGACGAAGAUGGCGACGGUUUACUGAGUUAUCGUGAAUUUAUCGCGAUAAUGAAGGAUAGGUUGCAUCGCGGGGCGAAAGCUAAUAUUAAAUAUGAAGGUUGGGAUGCAUUUAAGAGUUGCAUCAAGACCGAGAUGAAAACUCCAAGAUAAAUUUCACAAUUUACGUGCUUCACGUAUGUAUUUUAAUCUUCCAAUCAUUAAUUCACGGGCUAAAAUAAGUAAAACGUAAGAAAAUUAUUUCUUCUAAAAACUAACAAUAGUUGUUGACAUGUUGCAAUAUUUUUGAUUGUUGUUUAAGCGCGCGGUUCUAAAAUGAAGUUUCUCUAAGCAGCACAAUCAUGUCAAUGCAAAACGUAAGUUAUUUAACAUUUACAUUAACUUUAUAAUUAUAUUCACGCGUUGCAAGUUUAAAUUUUAAAAGUAAUCAUGACAUAAUCUUAAAAAUGACAUUUAACGUACAUAAUUAACCUAACAAAUCAACUAUUUAUUAAAAUAUAAGAGAUUUUUGGACUGUUCCUGUUAGAGUAGGCUCUCUUUCACAAACUGUUGCUAUUUAUUGUUGAUUUUAUUUUAAUAUACAUGCCAAAUAUACAUUUGUUCAAAUGC
Dalotia coriaria is the source of this 1973-nucleotide messenger RNA. It is a transcript of the gene MICU3, whose product is annotated as Mitochondrial calcium uptake 3. Gene Ontology annotation, biological process: mitochondrial calcium ion homeostasis; calcium import into the mitochondrion. The transcript is spliced from 7 exons. Gene Ontology annotation, cellular component: uniplex complex. NCBI's taxonomy places the organism in Eukaryota, Metazoa, Arthropoda, Insecta, Coleoptera, Staphylinidae. Gene Ontology annotation, molecular function: calcium ion binding. The record is from RefSeq and is a predicted model, not a curated record. Bases 132 to 1517 code for a protein of 461 amino acids.